GAAUCCCACCGCCACGAUCCCGAAACGUUGGUUUUAUUCCAGGGCGCUUUCCGGAAGAAUAACACCCAGGCAUUUUGCACCUCCGUUCUCCAAAAGACGGGGCAACAAAAAUGUUGGAUAGCCCAAGGAAGUAGACAGGGGUUGACGAAAUUUCAAAAAUUGAAGGAGGGCAAGCAGAUUUGUCUGAGAGAGAAAGGCAGCAGUCUCAGCCACAACACCAUCGAAAAUGACACUUUGUUUUGUAUUGCGCUUUCUAGUGUAAUAUAUUAUAUUAUUUCUAAAUAAAAGAUUGUAGAUUACGGCAAAUUCCGUCACAGGGGCGCUAAGAGGGAUCACUAGGGAGAUCGCCCGAGUCCUCCAAGGAGAUUUUUUGUUAUUUUUUGGGGGAAUGUUACGUAAAAGGUGGUGCAUGAAGUUAUGUUAUGCGACUUUUUUACCACUUUUCCAACAGCCUCUUGAGUGUAGCUACUUUGUAAGUAAAAGCAAACUCACCAAAGGCUUGUUAAGAUUUCUGAUCAAAUGAAUCUUAUCAAGGGCAUCACAAAUUUUGCUGUUUGUGGAUUGCUUUUGGUACUGGUUAGAGUUGAAGCCCAGUUUGGAGAAGCCGGUAGGAAAGAACUUUCAAGCUGUCCAAGGGAACAGUUUGAAUGCAAAAAAAGUGCACGAUGUAUUUCCCGAAGCUGGGUCUGUGAUGGAGAGAAUGACUGUGAUGAUGGAAGUGAUGAAGAACCCCUGUUAUGUGCCAGCAGGUCUUGUGCCACAACACAGUUUCGGUGUCUGAACCAGUCAAAGUGUAUCCCAACCAGAUGGCGAUGUGAUAGACAUGCAGAUUGUGCAGAUGGAAGUGAUGAGAUUGGAUGUGAUGAUGUUGAAUGUGGUAAGAGUAGAUUCAAAUGCAAAAGUGGCUCAACUGCUUGUAUAUCCUUGUGGUGGAGAUGUGAUGGUGAAGAAGACUGCAAAGACGGAUCAGAUGAACACAACUGUAGAAAUCACACAUGUGCCCAUUCGUAUUUCACAUGUGGAACAGGGAAAUGUAUUUUGAAUAGAUGGAGGUGUGAUGGAGAUAGCGACUGUCCUGAUGGUUCAGAUGAAAAGGGUUGCUUAAACACCCAAGCAAGUCGACAGAAAUGCCAGGAAGGGGAGUUUAAAUGCCAUAAUGGUGCCUGCAUCAAAAAGAGUUUUGUUUGUGAUGGAGAAGUUGAUUGCACAGAUGGAAGUGACGAAGUUGUUUCAUGCAAACCAAAAUGUGAUUUAAUGUUGCAGUUCAAGUGCAGGAAUGGCAAAUGUGUUAGCAAACAGUGGCAUUGUGAUGGUGACAAUGACUGUGGAGAUGGUUCUGAUGAAGAAAAUUGUGCCUCCGUGCCAGCUUGUCCAGUCGGGCAUUGGAAAUGUAUUGGCUCUUCCAAAUGCAUUCCUGUGGAGAAGAUUUGCAAUUCUGAAAACGAUUGUGGCGACCUGUCUGAUGAAGGAAUUGGCUGCUUGGUUGUAAACUGCCGAACAAGCGGUUGUGAAUAUCGUUGUCAACCAACUCCACGAGGUGUUCCACUUUGUUAUUGCCAGCCUGGUUUCCGGUUACGGAAGGAUGGAAAGACAUGUCAAGAUGUAGAUGAAUGCCGUGAAUUUAGUGCAAAGUGUGAUCAAAGAUGUGUUAAUACACCAGGCAGUUUCAAAUGCAGUUGCGCUAGAGGAUAUAUCUUUGAACCGCCUCAUAAAUGUCGUUUUGACACGAACAUGGGACCAGAACUGAUAUUUGCUGACAUCAAAACUAUAAAUCGAUAUGAAAUAAACACUGGCAAAUCUGAGAGCUUCAUCUCAAAUCUCACACGCAUAGUUGCCCUAGACUUCGAUAUUCGUUCGGGCAAGGUCUACUUCAGUGACGUCACCGAAAACAAGAUUUAUAUUACCCACUUUGCAAGUAAAACAACUAUUUCUGAGGCCAAGGUAGUGGUCUCAACCGGUCUUGCAGUCCCGGACGGUAUGGCAGUAGACUGGAUAACUGGGAAUAUUUACUUUGCUGAAAGUGCUGCCAGGAUGAUUAAUGUUUGUAACGCGAAUGGUACUUACCGAAGUUCCUUGAUAUCUAGUGGCCUUGGAAGUCCACGUGGCAUGGCAAUAGAUCCUAGAGACGGUUUGAUUUUUAUCUCUGACUGGGGCUCCAACCCACGCAUCGAGCGUGCUUGGCUAGAUGGAACGCACCGGCAGACAAUCGUUAAAGAAAAGCUAGGCUGGCCUAAUGCUCUUACAAUCGAUUACGCUACCCGAACUGUAUACUGGGCAGAUGCUCGUUUUGAUUACAUAGGAGCAGUGAACUACUUUGGCGGUCAAAGACGGCGGGUAGUCGAGGGCCUCAAACACCCAUUUGCCCUUACAUUAUUCGAAAAUUAUUUGUAUUACACGGACUGGACAAGCAAAGGAAUCAUUAUGGUGAGUAAAACAGAGACACAUGCGAAAAGGAAGGAUAAAGUUUUAUUAAAAGGAAACUUAACACACCCGAUGGACAUUCACACCUAUCAUAUAUCACGUCAACCCAUUGCGCCAAAUCCAUGCGAGAUACAAAAUGGUGGUUGUCAGCACUUGUGUGUCAUUGCUCCACGUCAGAAGCCUUCUUGUCUUUGCAAUUAUAGGUUUCGUCUCACCAGUGACAACAGAACAUGUGAGCCGAUAGAUGUGUUUUUGCUGUACGCCAGGAGCACGGAGCUGCGUGGAAUAUCGUUAGAUCCAGAUGAACCCCGCGACGUUUCCGUUCCAAUUCUCGGUAUGAACAAUGUAGUUGGCGUUGACUUCGAUGUAAAGGAAGGAAACAUUUAUUUCACUGACGUAAAACUUGGGAAAAUUGGAUUUGCGCCUAAAGAUGGAUCCUCCGUUCAAAAUUUUAUUAUUUCUAAUGACUUAGAGAAUCCAGAUGGAAUAUCUGUUGAUUGGAUCGGAAGAAAUAUUUACUGGACCGAUGCAAAAUUGCUGGGGAAACCAGAAAUAGCUGUUGCUAAAUUAAACGGAAAUUACAGAAAGACAUUAAUUACAGAUGGGUUGAAAAGCCCAAGAGCCAUAUCAGUCCAUCCUGUUAAGGGGCUCCUGUUUUAUACUGAUUGGGCUCAGCCAGCAAAAAUUGGAAAAUCUCUAAUGGAUGGCUCAAAUCAUACGAUUCUGGUAAAUGGAACAAAUAUUGGGUGGCCAAAUGGUCUUGCUAUUGAUUUCAAGGAGGACUAUGUUUACUGGUCAGAUGCAAGGAUUAACGUGAUUGAGAAGAUGAGAUUUGAUGGCUCUGAUCGGACAGUUAUACUCUCUGGACUUAGGCAUCCGUUUGGUUUGGCAAUACACCAUGAGAGAAUUUUCUUCUCUGAUUGGCAGGAUAGCAAAAUUUAUUCAGUUUUAAGGAAAAAUGUUUCGCAAAUAGACAUUUUGCGUGAUGGACUCGUAGGACUAAUGGAGGUACAAGUAUAUGAUAGAGAAAUGCAAACAGGAAACAACAGUUGUUUUUCGAACCCUUGUGAACAACUUUGUUUGGCGAAGCCUGGCGGGUUCAUAUGUGCAUGCGGCAAUAAUUUUACCCUUAGCAAAGACAACCAAAGCUGCACGGAGAGCGGAGCGGUACAGCCAAAGCCGAGAUGUGGACGUGACUUUGAGUGUGCCAAUGGUGUGUGCAUCACAAGCAGAUGGCGCUGCGAUGGCGACCGGGAUUGCAAAGAUGGCAGCGAUGAGACUGAAGAAGCUUGUAAAACUGUCACUUGCGAUCCAGGCAGUUUCACGUGUGGAACAAAUCGUUGCAUCCCGGCGUCCUGGAGAUGCGAUGGUGAAAGUGACUGCACUGAUGGAAGUGACGAAAAGAACUGUUCGCAGUCGCAGCGUAACUGCACAUCUUUACAAUUUACUUGCGACAAAGGGAAGUGUAUCCAGCGACGCUGGACCUGUGAUGGAGACAACGAUUGCGGUGACUGGAGCGACGAACGCUCUUGCAUUCAAAGGACUUGCUCUUCCACUUAUUUUGCCUGUGAUCAGUCAAAAUGUAUAUCAAGAACGUGGAGAUGCGAUGGUGAACCUGACUGCCCUGAGAAUACUGACGAAAUCGAAUGUGCGCAGCAGAAUUGCACUGAUAUUGGAAAGUUUGGUUGCAAAAAUUCGAAAUGUAUUGACAAGAAACAUCUUUGCGAUGGUGACGAUGAUUGUGGUGAUGGCUCUGAUGAAAUGAAUUGCGGUGUUUGUGCUGAUGGAAAAUGCAGAAAGUGCUUUAACGAAACAGAGUUCACUUGUCGAAGUGGUCUUUGUAUCAACAAAGAUUUUGUUUGCGACUUUUACGAUGAUUGCGGAGACCAUUCGGAUGAGUCUGGACUUUGUAAAGUAACCAAUUGCACGGGCUCCGAUACAUUCCAAUGCUCUAAUGGAUAUUGUUUGCCGUUUAAAUGGAAGUGCGAUGGUGUCAAGGAUUGUAGUGAUGGUUCAGAUGAAAACGAUUGUGGCCGCGUUUCGAAGAAGGCAGAGUGUGCUCGUGGAAGCAAAUGGGCUUGUGCAAAUGAAUCCAAGUGCAUUGACCUAAGAAAACUUUGCGAUGGAAGAAAGGACUGCGAUGGGGGAGAUGAUGAAGGACCCGGUUGCAAAUAUUACCAAUGUAGAUCGAUGAAUGGAGGAUGCAGCCACGAGUGUUUUGCAGCGCCAGGGGGUGUUGCCUGUGGGUGCCCUUCUGGUAUGGCUUUGGGAAACGACUCAAAAACCUGCGAAGACGUCAAUGAAUGCUUAAUUCCAAAUAUUUGCAGUCAGAAAUGUGUCAAUGUAAAGCGAUCUUACCGUUGUUAUUGUGACAAAGGCUAUAUUCUUAGACCGAACAAGAAAACGUGCUCUGCUGUUGGCCCAGACCCUUUCUUGAUAUACUCGGACCGUCGGAAAAUUCGAAGAUACUCUAUGAAAAGUGGAAUAGCAAGCACGAUAGUCUUAGGCCUUACCAAUGCUAUUGGUCUUGAUUUUGAUUGGAAGGAACAAAUGAUUUAUUGGUCUGAUGUCAACGAGGAUCGCAUUGAAAGAGCUCACAUAAAUGGUACAGGUCGCCAGGCCAUCGUCUCUACUGGACUUAUUGCACCUGAAGGAGUUUCUGUUGACUGGGUUGCCCGCAACUUGUACUGGACCGAUACAAAGACAGAUACUAUAGAGGCAUCAAAACUGGAUGGCUCGUUGAGAGCUAUUAUAAUUGGUUCCAAUCAUGAUGCACCUAGAGCUAUAGCUGUUGAUCCAAAGCUAGGGUAUCUUUUUUGGACUGAUUGGGGGAAAGUGCCUCGUGUUGAAAGAGCGGAUAUGGAUGGUGCAAAUCGAAAGACCCUAGCUGUUACCAAUUUGAAAUGGCCCAAUGGUCUGGCUCUUGAUUUUCCAAAUAGAUUAGUGUAUUUCAUGGAUGCGAAAAGUGAUGUAUUGGAACGAAUUAAUUACGAUGGAACAGCGAGGACCAAGAUACUGGAAAAGUCAGUGAUUAUUCAUCCCUUUGCAUUGACGUCAUUUGAAGAUUUUAUUUACUACAGCGACUGGAGUCAGCCAGCAGGAAUAGUGCGUGUGAGUAAGAUGCAAGGUGGUGGCAAGUUAAUAUUGCAACAAGACCUCAAUAAGCCAAUGAGUUUGAAGAUUGUGCAUCCUGUCUUGCAGCAGUCUACGAUUAACUACUGCUCAAAACACAACUGUUCACACCUUUGUGUCUUAAAGCCAAACGGAUAUUCCUGCAAAUGCCCAUUCGGGAUGGAACUAAUGCCAGGCGGAUUUUCAUGCGAAGACACAGAGACAGUGUUGCUGUAUGCAAGAAGAGUCGAGGUAAGGGGAAUUUCUGUUGACCCCAAAGAACGAAUUGACAAAAUGUUGCCUGUAACCCAACUUAUGAAUGCUGCUGGCAUCGACUUCCAUGCUGCAUCCGGAUACGUUUACUGGAGUGACGUCAGCAAAGAUUCAAUCAGCCGAAUUCACAGAAAUGGUUCCGGAAGUGAAGUGAUCGUUUCAGGUAUUGCAUCUCCCGACGAUAUUGCCAUUGACUGGAUAGCAGGCAAUCUAUAUUGGACUGACACCGGCAAAAAUGUCAUCGAAGUAUCACGUUUGCAGGGUGAUUACCGUAAAGUUGUCAUAUCAAGAGAGCUAGAUCAGCCACGCGGGAUUUCAGUUUUCCCUCAGAAAGGAAAACUGUUUUGGACAGACUGGGGCUCUUCGCCAAAAAUCGAAACUGCCUAUCUGGAUGGAAGCAAUAGGUCAAUUUUGGUAAAUUCUAGCCUCAGUACUCCAAACGGUCUUACCAUUGACUAUGAAAAGGAGAUUAUAUUUUGGUGCGAUGCCACUUUUGAUCGCAUUGAAUCUCUAAACUUAAAAAGCAAAGAACGAAUUAUUCUUGUAAAAGCUCCUGAGGUUGCCCAUCCUUUUGGAAUAACCUUCUAUUCAGACGCUAUAUUUUGGACUGAUUGGGGAAAGCGAACCAUCAAGAGAUUGAAUGUAGAAACAAAAGAGCUCCAAACUAUACGAGAUGACCUUUCCAGUUUAAUGGGGAUUGAAGUAUUUGACAAAAAAAGACAGCAAGGAUGGAAUCCUUGUAUGGUAAACAAUGGUGGAUGCCUGCAAUUAUGCUUCAACCUGGGAGACUUUUGCAAAUGUGGAUGUGCUUCUGGAUUCUCCUUGGCCUCUGAUGGACGCACAUGUGUCGGCACUGAGAGCUUUCUUUUGUACACUACAACCACAGAGGUUCGUGGAAUUCCCUUCAACAAAGAAGACGAAGGAGACGCCAUAGUUCCUAUUAAAGGGAUGAAAUCAUCUUGGGCUGCAGAUUUUUGUUAUGAAACGAAGGAAAUAUUUUUGGUCGAUAGCGCUUUAGAAGUGCUGUUCAGCGUUAAGACCGACGGAACAGAGUUCAAGGCGAUCAUAGACACAGGAUUGGAGAACCCUCAAGGACUGGCAGUCGAUUGGAUAGCGAAAAAUCUUUACAUCGUUGACGCAGGAAGAGAUUUAAUCGAGGUUUGCCGCUUUGAUGGCAGCUAUAGGUUCGUUCUUGUCCACGAGGGUCUAGAUAGUCCAAGAGGUAUAGCUCUCCAUCCUGAAAAAGGCCUUAUGUUCUGGACUGAUUGGGGCUACAAGAAUAAAAAAAUUGAAAGAGCCGCACUUGAUGGAUCGAAGAGAACAGUAUUGGUAAACAGUACAUUUUUUGAACAUAUUGGGUGGCCAAAUGGACUUACAAUCGACUACAGUUCGGAUUUAAUCUACUGGACCGAUGCGACAGCAAAGAAAAUCUUCCGGAUGUCUUUAAAUGGAGAGAACAUUGUUAAGCUCGAUAUUAGCUAUGCGUUGGACUAUCUCUAUGCUGUUACUGUAUAUGGCGAUUAUAUAUACUGGACGGACUGGUCGCAUCAAGGGAUAUUCCGUGCUCAGAAGAGUAACCCUUCGCAAGUUGACAAACUCCGCGUCCACGUCGGCAGCAUACGUGAUAUUCAUGCUUUUGCCAAGGAGCGUCAGGAAGGCAAUAACACUUGCUCUCACAACAACGGUGGCUGUGAGCAGCUCUGCCUUGCAACAUCUAAUGAUACACACAGAUGCAUUUGUACCAAUGGGGACCUUGACGUAGACAUGAAGUCCUGUAAGCCAGUGAGAAGUUUUGCUUUCUUUGCAAAGCGCAAUGAAAUCAUCACGCUGCAUCUUGAGAAGUCGAUAGCUAUGAUGCCACCAUACAAGCCCAUAAAAUCUUUUAGUCAUGUGAUUGGGGUCGACUACGAUUACGAUUCCAACAAGAUAUUUUAUUCAGAUAUAUUUACCAAUUUGAUUGGCAUGGUAAAUCUCAAUGGCACGGAUAAACAAAUUCUGGCAGCAGAUUUACGAACGCCAGAUGGCAUUUCCUAUGACUGGCUUAACAAAAGGAUAUAUUGGACCGAUGCCCAGGAAAAUACCAUCAGCAGAGUCGGUGUUCAAGGCAAGAAAGCACGAGAGGUGAUUCUUACUGAGGGUUUGGACGAGCCAAGGGCGAUAGUUGUUAGCCCUUGCGAUGGGUACCUUUACUGGAGUGAUUGGGGUAAAAAGCCUUAUAUAAAGCGAGCAAAUAUGGACGGGAUGUUUGCCAAAACUAUCGUUGACCAUGGGUUGGUCUGGCCGAAUGGUUUGUGCUUAGAUUAUUCAGAAAGUCGCAUUUUCUGGGCUGACGCCCACGCUGAUAGGAUCGAAUCAGCGAAUUUGGAUGGUAGCGAUAGGAAAACUGUCGUUUCCGGCGUGCCACACUUUUUUGGCAUUGCCAUUUUCGGGCAGUAUGUAUACUGGACCGAUUGGGUGACGAGGUCAGUAAAGAAAGCCAACAAAUACAAUGGAGGGAAUCCAGUUAGUUUGAUUAAUGGCUUAGACGCUCAUCCGAUGGAUAUUAAAAUCUUUUCCAAGGAAAGACAAAACUGCUCGUCAAAUCCUUGCUACGACAAAGGAGGUUGUAGUCACAUAUGUAAAGUCGUGAAUGGAAAGCGCAAAUGCGAAUGCCCACCUGAUUUAAAGUUGCUUAAUGACAAGUGGUGUGUAACGAAGACCAGUAACUGCAAUUCCAGUGAUUUUACGUGUAUGAACGGAAAAUGCAUACGCUACUCCUACAUUUGCGAUGGAGAUUACGACUGCCCUGAUAGAUCAGAUGAACACGAGACACUGUGUCGUGUCCAUUCGUGUUCGGCUCGUCAUUUUGGUUGUAAAUCUAGCGGGAAUUGCAUUCCAAAGAUCUGGCAUUGCGACCAUGAAGCUGACUGUGAAGAUGGUAGCGAUGAGGCGAAAUGCACUUAUCCCACCUGUGAUGAAGGCUUUUUUAAAUGUGACAAUGGCCAGUGCAUCAGAAAAAGAUUUGUUUGCGAUGGAGAUGCUGAUUGUCGGGAUUUCUCGGACGAGAGAUGUGGUCCCAAGACAUGCCCUAGUGGGACACUGAAAUGCAAUUCGACAUCAGUUUGCAUUCGCCAAAGUUGGCUUUGCGAUGGUGAGGACGACUGCAAAGAUGGCUCGGAUGAGGGUGAUUUUUGCAAGCGGAAGUCCUGCUUGGAAGGGCAAUUUCAGUGCAAGAAUGGUCGAUGCAUACCUGAUACCUGGUUUUGCGACAAGGAAAAUGACUGUGGCGACUCUAGUGAUGAGCCUCGUGAGAAAUGCAGCUCAAAAAAUGCGACCUGCCCAGAUGCCCAUUUCAAGUGCGGGGACGGAAGCUGCAUAUCAAAGCGCUUUGUGUGUGACGGUGAUCGAGAUUGUAAGGACGGGUCGGAUGAGCGUAACAACUGCACGAAGAAGAAAUGCAAGGCAUCCGAGUUUGCUUGUCCCAAAACAAACAAAUGUAUUCCUCUGCGUUUCAAAUGCGAUGGUGAGAAUGAUUGUGGAGAUGCUUCGGAUGAAAAAGCGAGUGAAGGCUGCCCUACUCGUGAGUGCACAAGAGAUGAGUUCAGAUGCAAGAACCACCUUUGUGUAAUUUCAAGAUGGAUGUGUGAUGGAGAAAAUGACUGUGGCGAUGGUAGUGACGAGAAUAAUUGUACUGCAGUCGCUUGCCCUUCAAACAGGUUCAAGUGUUCCAAUGGUAUUUGUAUUAAAAUUACAAAACGAUGUGAUGGAAUUCCAGAUUGCAAGGAUUCUUCUGAUGAAAAAAAUUGUCACAAUAUAACAAAGCCAGGAUUUUGCAAAAGCCAUCUAUUCGAUUGCAAAAACAAUAAGACAUGUAUCAGUAAGGACAAAGUCUGCAAUCGACAGUUUGAUUGUCCAAAUGGAAUGGAUGAGAAGGGAUGUUUUGUCAACUACUGUAGUGACAGAAAACUCAAUUUCUGUUCUCAAAUCUGCAUAAAUCUCACUCAGGGCUACAGUUGUGCCUGUAAGGCAGGGUAUAGACUGCAAGACGACAAACGAUCUUGCGUUGAUAUUGAUGAAUGCAGCGACUUUUCAAGCAUUAUUUGUACUCAGAAGUGUGUCAAUACGGUAGGGUCUUACAAAUGUGAGUGUGAAGAUGGUUUCCAAUGGGAAUCGAGCACGAGUUCAUGUAAAAUUAAUGGAAAUUAUGAUCCUGCGCAAUUACUUUUUGCCAGUAAAACGACAAUAAGGACAGUUGCUUUGAAUGGUGGCUUUUACGAUUUGUGGCAACGCAAGGGCCGGCACUUUUUUUCUGUUGACUUUGCAAAGUCUGAUGAUCUUUAUUUUUGGAUCGAUACACAACCAGGGGAAAUUUUCAAAGGUAAACUUAGCAGUCCACAAAAGUCCGAAAAAUUUCCUUCCACCGUUCUCUCAAAUCCUUAUAGCCUGGCGGUGGAUUGGAUCAGCAAAAAUAUUUACGUGACAGACAGUGAGGUGCAUAGCCUCGUUGUCUACAACAUUUACAAUGGUCAAUACAAAACUAUUCUUGCAGACAUGAUCAACCAGCCAAGAGCCCUAGCCUUGUAUCCGCAACGAGGCUUUUUAUUUUACACCGUGACUAGCCGUUCGGCUUGCAUAACUAGGAUUGGAAUGGACGGAAGUAAGAGGAAAGAAAUCAUCACCGAGGGCAUUGUUUCCCCAAAAGGAAUAACAGUAGACUCUUUCACAGAGCGAAUCUUUUGGACAGAUUCUCAUCUCCAUCACAUCGAAAUGGCAAGUUUUGAUGGAAAAAAUCGUAGAGUUUUGUUGGAUAAACUAAAUUUCCCAUUUGGUAUAACUGUAUUUGGGGAUGAUUUGUUCUGGUCUGAUUUGCAGUUGGCUACGGUUAACAGUGUGCACAAACUUUCAGGCCUUUCAAAGAAAGUAAUUUCAAGGGACGUGGAUGGUGUGUACUCGUUAAAGGUGGUACAUCCGCUAGCACAACCAAAUGUGGCAAGCAAGUGUAGCAUUGAUAAUGGAGGCUGCUCGCAUCUUUGCCUGAUAUCUGCAAAUGGCAGCAUUCAAUGCGCAUGCCCAUAUAAUUAUCGUUUAUCGGUUGAUGGAAAGGUUUGUUUGUCCAACUGUGUUGCUGGAGAAUUUGAAUGCAAAAACCAUAGGUGUAUAUCGAGUGUUUGGCUGUGUGAUACAGAGGAUGACUGUGGCGACAACAGUGACGAAGGUAGCAAUUGUCCUCAAAGAAAGUGCAAGCUUGGUCAGUUCCAGUGUUCGAAUUUCAACUGCACCGCUCCGUAUCGUGUUUGUGACGGCCAAGAUGACUGUGGUGAUAUGAGCGAUGAAGAGAAUUGCUCGGCAAGACAGUGCUUCGUCAGGUUCCAAUUUCGCUGUGAGGAUCACCGCUGCAUAUUCCGGAGCCGGGUAUGUGAUGGAGUCCCGGACUGCAAAGAUAACUCAGAUGAGAAGAAUUGUUCAGUUUCACAGUUCCCGUGUCCUGCAGAUCGUCUGAAAUGUAAAAAUGAGCGAUGCAUCUCUUCCUCUUGGAAAUGUGAUGGCGAUGAUGACUGUGGGGAUGGUAGUGACGAGGACCCGCUCCUCUGUGCGUCAAGCACUUGUCAGCCAGACCAUUUUAAAUGUAACAAUUCAAGAUGUAUAAUGAAACGUUAUGCAUGCGAUGGAGACGAUGAUUGUCAUGAUGGCUCCGAUGAAAGUCCAGAACAUUGUGCUUCUCACAGUUGCCGCUCAACGCAAUUCCGCUGUAAAAAUCACCGCUGUAUUCCCAAACGUUGGCGAUGUGACUUUGACAAUGACUGCGGGGAUAAAAGUGAUGAGGAUGGUUGUCCUAAAAAGGAAUGUGAUCCCGCUAAAGAAUUUAGAUGUGAAAAUGGCAAAUGCAUCGAUAACAAAUGGGUAUGUGACCAUGACGAUGACUGUGGCGACGGUUCUGAUGAGUUUUCUUGCCAGAAUAAAAGCUGUCAUCAAGACCAGUUUACAUGCAACAGUGGACACUGUAUCAGCAAACAGUGGAAGUGCGAUGGCGAUAUGGAUUGUAGGGAUGGCUCAGAUGAGAAAGGCUGCCCCUUGAAUGUUACCAGGUGUCAAGAAGAUCAAUUCAAGUGUGCCAAUAACAUCUGCAUCAAGCGCAAUUGGGUUUGCGAUGCAGACAACGACUGCGGUGACAAAUCAGACGAGAUCCCACACCUCUGUGCCGAGAAGAAUUGGUGUGACCCUAAGAUCCAGUUCCGCUGCUCCAAUGGCUUCUGUAUAAGAAAAUGGAAGAGAUGCGAUGGUAUUAAUCACUGUGUGAAUGGUUCUGAUGAGCAGGGUUGUAGAUUUUGUCGCAGAGACCAAUUUAAGUGCCAAAACUCAAAGUGCAUUGAUAAGAAGCUUGUCUGUAAUGGAUUUUUCGACUGCAAAGGUGGCGAAGAUGAGUUAUAUUGUUCUUCAGGGCAGAACAAAAGCUGUAAGGUAAAAAAUGGUGGCUGCCGGCACGAGUGUGUUCAGCUCAAAACUGGACACUUCUGUCGGUGCAAGACAGGUCACAAACUCUCCCGUAAUAGAAAGGACUGUAUUGACAUUAAUGAAUGCGACGAAUUUGGCAAAUGUAGCCAGAGCUGCGCGAAUACUGCCGGUUCCUACAAGUGCUCGUGCGUAGAUGGCUACAAUCCAAUCGUAGGACAGCCUCAUCGUUGUAAAGCUUUAGGAUCUGCUAUGUCAGUGGCAGUGCCUAUUGAAAAUGAGCUACGGCGAUUCGUGUUGGCUGAGAAUGGAAGGUACCGAUACAACAGCAUGAUCACCGAUUCAAUCAAGAUUCAAAGCCUUGACUUUCAUUUAGCAAAAAACUUUUUGUUUAUUGGCAGUCGCCAUCAAAGACAGAUAAAAGGAUUCUUCUUCAAUGAGGCAUUGAAAAAGUCAUCUUACAACCGUGUGAAAAGAGAUAUGUCUGAGACAUUUAUCAGAGAAUUGGAACUCAAGAUAACUGAUGUUGAUCCUUUGUCGCUGGCAGUAGACUGGGUUGGAGACAAUUUAUACUGGAUUGAUUUCAAUUUGGGCAAGCCAAGAAUUAUGAUUACAGAUCUGCGAGGGAAAACCCGCCGAAAACUUGUGUCUAAGCUUUUAACAAAACCGCACACCAUUGCUCUUGAUCCGAUUAGAGGAUACAUGUAUUGGACCGAUCUUGGAAAACAACCUGCUAUCUGGACGGCAAAAAUGGAUGGCAGCAGUCCUAAGAUAUUCCUGUCACAGCGUGUCGAAUGGCCUACUGGAUUAGCUUUAGAUCUGCCUGCAAAGCGACUGUAUUGGGCUGAUACAAAGCAAAGAACCAUUAGUGCGAUCAAUAUCGAUGGGUCAGGUCGAACAGUGGUAUUUUCCAGGCAAAAUAGCUCAUUGAUUGACCAUCCGUUCACAAUUGACGUAUUUGAAGACUACAUCUAUGGUAUCACUUGGAAGUCGAAAAUUUUAUACAAAAUGAAUAAGUUUGGAAAAGGUGGUGUUCAAAUAAUACAGCGAUUGUUGCACACCAGUGACACGGGGAAUUUUCGCAUCGUACAAGGUCAAAAGCAACUUCUACCAGCAGGAUUCAAAAAUCCUUGCUGGCCAAGAACGUGCAAGCAGAUGUGCGUGGCAGUUGACCAAAAAAGGAAAUGCAUUUGCAGCUCGGAUGUGCCGCUGACUAGCCUUCAGUGUCAAGAGGUGGUGAGUCCUUUCUGCGAUCGGUCCGAGUGUAACGACCGUGGCAAUUGCACUUUGGUUGACGAUUCGGUUUCUUGCACGUGCGACGCAGGCUUCAAAGGUGAAAGAUGUGAUUCGAAAAGCUGUCUUGCACAUUGUGCAAAUGACGGUCAAUGUGUUUUCAACGAACAAGGGAACCCCACUUGCAGGUGUCGUUCUGGGUUUUUUGGGGAUUCGUGUGAAAAUGGACCUAGCUGUGCCAGAGUAUCUUGUCCCGAAAAAAUGCGGUGUACUGUGCGAAAUGGUACCGUUGUUUGCAGCAUACCAAGUAAAGAAAAUAGAACAACAACUGUGACACCGAAAGUCCACCGAGCAAGAGCAAGUCGGUCGCCGGUAUCAGAUUACAUGAAAAUUAUCAUACCAAUCAUUGUGUCAGUAGUUAUCAUCAUUGUAGUUGUCGUCCUGUGGAGGAAAUACAGCACUUGCUGUAGCAAAGCACGGGACCAGUUUGCAGUGAAUGUAGACAACCCAGCAUUUGCAUAUGCAGGGUUACAGGAAGAAACAGAGAAUGAUGGCUUUUUCGAAGAAAUAAAGGAUGGAACAAACUUCUCGAAUCCUCUUUUCGAUCGUCUUGACGACAACCGAUUGUCUUUAAAAUCAACCUCUGAUAGCAGUUAUGAAGCGUUUACAGAUUAUCGGGCCUCACCCAAUUUUAGUGAAAAGGCCAAAUUAGUAAAUGACGUUGAAUAGUAUCAAUGUGUUUUAGUCCGAUUAUACCUACCAACGUGUAUUGUAAUUCAGUUACAGUGUAUCAUACGUUGAUUACUCUUGAAUUGUUAAAGACCAUCGAGGACAACCGGAGGUCUUCAUUCCGUUCGUUCCAGUAUAUUUUCAGAGCAUUCAAUUUGUUAUCGCAGCUCGUUGAACUCCAUUCAGACUUGAAGAAUUAUUAAACGUACAUGCAUCGAACUUUCGUUACACCCUUGAUCACUGCAUGAUUCAAUUCUAGGCAUACAAACAGCCUUGCAAAUUAUUUUUGCUUAGUCAAGUUUUGCUACAAAUAUGAGCCUUUUUGGGGGUAUUUUGGGGUAUUGUGGCUAUGUUUUUUCUGAGCCACUUUAAUUAAUGUACUAAAUAGCUUUUCGGCGUCUGAAGGUUUGUCUGUUGCUGGUUUAGGGAACCCCGUAUUUAGAAACAACAAUCCUUGCUUGAGAUUAGGUGUAGGAAGUCUAUAGCUAGCAACAACAAAAUCUUUGUAGAGCCGCUAAUGAAUGUACUUGUUGAUAGGACGUCAUUCAUUGCUGAAUUUAAUUGCACCUAAUUUACCCCAAUCUUCUUCAAGUGUCCCAACCUUUGUUUUUGUAACUGUUAUAUAGCAAUAACAUUGUAGCGGGGCUGUUAAUGGCACAAGAUGGCUGAAUAGUGAGUACGUGGAAGAAUGAAGAUAAAUGCGAUGUAAACAUUGUAAGUUUUAAGCGAGCGUUUUAUUUCAAUUGUUUAUUAGGCUUCAAGCCAGCCUUAAAUCGCUGUACACCGUUGCUUCAUAAAACAAAGCUUGUAUAAUUUCAGCUCAAGGGACACAAAUUAAAACAAUUUUUUGAUGUUUA
Rhopilema esculentum is the source of this 15053-nucleotide messenger RNA. Its product is annotated as prolow-density lipoprotein receptor-related protein 1. The record is from RefSeq and is a predicted model, not a curated record. Gene Ontology annotation, molecular function: calcium ion binding; hormone binding; protein binding. Gene Ontology annotation, cellular component: apical plasma membrane; plasma membrane; signaling receptor complex. Gene Ontology annotation, biological process: receptor-mediated endocytosis. Lineage: Eukaryota; Metazoa; Cnidaria; Scyphozoa; Rhizostomeae; Rhizostomatidae.